UUUUAUGACAUAUUAUAUGCCAAAGAACUAUCUAAAUAAAAAUGAUUCCUGUGUCCAUACGACCGCAAACUACUCAAGAACAUAUAAAAACUCUAUCCCACUCACUGCCGGACUACGAGAGUCAGCAAGCGCCGAGAAACUGCAACUCUGCUAGCUCGUACCAAUCAAACAGAUCAACGUACAUCGAAAGACAAACCUCUUUUGAAUUUCUCGAUAAGGCCCGUUUUAUCGCUCGAGAGAAUACUUCUAGCUGGCGAAGCAGAAAGUUUAAGCCUCGACAACAAGAAGAAGAGAUUAAUAUUUGGACUCUAAAACCCCCUAAUUUUAAUCCACAAGCUUUCAGUGUGAAACCCCCUGAGAGAAAUUCGAGAGAAGCGAUCAGACCCGAGAAAUACGAAAAUGAAUCAAGCAGGAAAUAUGCAAAGUUGGUAGUACCAGCAGCCGAAAGGAAAAAAGACUUUAAACGAGAAAUGGAACUUGCAGAUUUAGUCCGGCAAGCUUCAUCAAUUAAUCUACCAAAAACAAAAUUUGAACGACGGCCUAAUUUUGCUGUGUAUUUCCACAUUCUUGAUCCAAGUGAAGCAAAGGCUCAAUUUGUAAAAGAUGGAAUGUACAAACCGCCGCAGUAUGAAAUGCCAAAACCACACGAUUUUAGACAAUACCCUCCACUGAAAUCACUCGGACUGCCACAAUUUAUGACGUCAUAUGACCGAGAUCCAAUGGGAAUCAAUUUUAAGUCAAAACAUCUGAGAACGAUAAUCGGACCGACACUUCAAGUUGUAACACGUGACGUGGAACCCGGUAGUCGGAUAACUCAUGAACGUGAGGAAACUCCGCAGUGGGAUAGGGAACUUAUUCUACCUAAAGCACCAUUCCCAAACAAAAUGCAUGCAUUUUCACGCCACCGUCGAAUGGACCGAUCAGCCAGGAGCGCAUUUUUGGAAAGAGCUGAAGUAGCCAUGAGCAAACGAGCCCAGGAAAUAACAUUACUUCGUCAAGCUUCAAAACGAAAAACACAGAGUGCAAUGCUUGAAGACCAUUCAUUUCCGGCGUUGUCUGCUAUGAGCAGCAAAUGCGCUACCGUCAGCGCCGCUUAGUAUGCAAUAUACAGAAUUUAUCCAAUUUGCAUAUAUCUGCCAUAAUCUAAACAUUCGCAUACUAUACCUGGCGGCCUGCACACGACUUCGUCAGUAUAAUAUU
Molecule: messenger RNA, 1200 nt
Organism: Styela clava
Lineage: Eukaryota; Metazoa; Chordata; Ascidiacea; Stolidobranchia; Styelidae
Source: RefSeq, a predicted model, not a curated record